Molecule: messenger RNA, 2163 nt
Organism: Myxozyma melibiosi
Lineage: Eukaryota; Fungi; Ascomycota; Lipomycetes; Lipomycetales; Lipomycetaceae
Exons: 3
Coding region: 1-2163 (720 amino acids)
Source: RefSeq, a predicted model, not a curated record
AUGGUGUCAGAUCAAACACGACCAAACGGAAAAACCCAGAACGGGAUCAGCAGUACGAACAGAAACUCUCAGACCUUUAACGAUGGCAAGUCUUUGGGAAGCAAAAAUUCGCCUGGAGCGCGGAGUGCUGCUAGAAAGCAGAAAAGUAGGCGGGAAGGUGAGCGUGAACAACGGAGUAGCGACGCGACGAGCCAAGCCAGCGAACGAACAGCUUCUCGUGAUCGCGCGAACGAUCGAAGGACACACAGCGCAUUGGAAGAUGACGCAAACCGGACAACUUCCUCAAAAUCUCGAGUCGUGGACUCCAAAUCUGAAAAGUCUACGAAAAGAAAGACCUUGCCUCGAGAAGAGAUCGACUAUCCCCUCACACCUCUACUUCCAAUUCUCAGUCCUACACUACCACCAGUAUUCGAUCUAGAGCCGCCAGAGCUAUCGCUGACAGACGCAGACUCUGUGCCAGAUUGGAUGAUUAGUCCCACCUUGCCGCCUGUCUUUGACGCUUCAGUACCCGAGUCGCCGAUACCUCCAUUGGAGAGUCAAGAUGGAGUAGGAAGACCGCUCAGGAGUGUUGAUGUUGGCUCUCUUUUGGAAAAGCACCGGCCGAGUCUCGAACCUCGGAAACGGAAAAUUGUCGUUCUACGGCUGCCGUUGCAUAGAGGAGAGGUUUCAAAGAUGGUGAAGAAAGAGACACAUGGUGAGGUAGCACACCCAAUAGAGGCGAAACCCGCACACAAUGACGGGCCAAGCACGGCCGACAAGCGGAUCAAAGAACUCGAAGAGCAAAGACGGAAGAUAGAAGAGCGAUAUCGGAAAGAGGCAGAGACCGAGCGAGAACUCAACAGGAAGCUAGAACAAAAGAUGAAGAAGAUGGAAGAAAACGCCAAAGAGCUCAAGAGACAGUUACAGAAGCGGGAGCGCGAUCUGGUGCGAGAAGCUGAGCUUUUGACAUCAAAAAAGGUGGAAGAAGAGCGCGCUAGGCAGAACUCGGUCUCUCCUACAAAAGCCGAGAAGGUUGUUAUGACGCCGCCUCCGACAGCACUUUCAUCUGCUACUAUUGGGGAAGUAGCGUCGACUCCGGGAACUCCAAAUACAAAGAAGAGCACGCUGGCUGAGUACAAUAACAAGAGAAAAACCACAGGCGAUGAAGCUCCGGCAGAUAUCAAGCCCUCCGCGAAGCCAAAGGGUACACCGGAUCCAGCUUCGUCCAAAACUAGUACUCCUACAACCGGGAAACCACAGCAAGCGAGCAACGACGCAAACAAAAGCUCUGCUGCUCCGUCGGCAAAUCGGAAAAUGGUGCAGCUGCUUGAAGCAAAAGUUCAGCACUGGCUCACUCUGGCUACUGAUCGAAAGCACGCAUCCGACCGGCAAAAGGAGGGCGGUGAUUUGAAGCUGGCAAGCGUAUAUGCCAUGGAUGCUUUACUGGCAUAUUUGGUCGCCUUUGAUUACGACGAUAAAUGUGCUAGUAUAAAAGGCAGAGUACCCUCAGACAAGAACUGGGCGACCCUUGUGCCGUAUGCACGUCAUGUAAUCAAGCUACAUGACCAGUCAAAUUCCUCAGCCCUAGCCGGCGCGACUUAUCUAAUUCGCGCCAUUGUGUAUCUACGAGUCGCAGGAUUCCACCAAAAAUCAGCGCGGGCGUUGCAGCACGCUGCGCAAGCUUCUUCUUCUUCUUCCGCAACUACAGACGGAAGCAGCAUGGACCAGCGUGAUUCCCAGUCACCGGAGACUUCGACCUCUGUUAGCGGUAGUUAUUCUCAGACAGAACUCAUAGAUCUCUUGCUGAAGUUUUCCAAGAACGUUGAUUUGGCUGCAUACGAGUUCCAGCGAGGGUCAAGGUUAAUCCCCGUUGACGUUCUGAUGAGUCAGUUUCCUGAAACAUGGCGGAAGCGAGUGACCUCGGUCAGUGGGAUGAACGCGAUCGCGAGCAGUAACAGCGGUUCCAGCGGCUCAUCUGCCAGCGCAGGAACAUUCGUGCACCUGGGUGGCAGUGUACCUGGUCCUGGCUUGAGACCGCUUGACGAUAACUACAUGCUUCCGAUACAAAUGACCUCUUCGGUCCGAGAAGCCGCAGCUUUUGGAUCCUCGCUGCUGCGGGAGUGGUCUGAUCGGAUGAAUCUGAAGUUUGAGAGUAUACUGACUAAUGGCGCGACAGAAUCGUGA